Messenger RNA from Indicator indicator, 2112 nucleotides. RefSeq names its product transmembrane and coiled-coil domain family 1 (gene TMCC1). The coding region runs from base 181 to 2112 and encodes 643 amino acids. Gene Ontology annotation, cellular component: endomembrane system. NCBI's taxonomy places the organism in Eukaryota, Metazoa, Chordata, Aves, Piciformes, Indicatoridae. The transcript has 5 exons. Gene Ontology annotation, biological process: membrane fission; endosome membrane tubulation; endosomal transport. The record is from RefSeq and is a predicted model, not a curated record.
CAUCGGUGGAUGUUGGCAGCUAUAAGCAUGAGGUCACCGUGGCACAGCUGCAUGCGUAGUCACUCUUGAAGCAGUUGCACACCUUGCUGGCUGACAAUCUUGGCAUUUGAAACACGAGCCUUCUAAAGACAGGGGAGUGUUUCUGCAUGAGCAGUCACACAGCACUGCUGGGUGUCACCAAUGGAGCCCUCUGGCACCGAACAGUUGUGUGAUGACCCUGAUCCUGGAGGCAGAUCCCAAGAUCAAGAGGCCAAAAAGCAACAUGAGUCAGAGCAAAAAUUGUCCAAAAUAACCCAUAAUGCUUUGGAGAACAUUAAUGUGAUUGGCCAAGGCUUGAAGCACCUUUUCCAGCACCAGCGCCGGAGGUCGUCAGUUUCUCCUCACGAUGUUCAGCAAGCGCAGGCCGAGCUGGAGCCCGAGGUGGAUCUGGAAAGCCAGGGCGUCUGUGCUGACAUUGAUGGUGUCUCCACCCACCCCACAGCUCUGAACCGGGUGCUGCAGCAGAUCAGAGUGCCACCCAAAAUGAAGAGGGGGACAAGCUUGCACAGCAGGCGGGGCAAGGCAGAGGCCCCGAAGGGCAGCCCGCAGAUCAACAGGAGGUCUGCCCAGGAGAUCCAGGUGGGGCGUCCCAGGUCCUCAUCCACUACUGAUGCUCCCACAAACCUGUCCCUGAUGGAGACUGCUGCUUCUGUCUGUGUAGGUGGAGAGGAGGCCACGGCAGCAGCAAUUGAGCGAUUGGAAGUCAGCAGCCUAGCACAGACAUCCAGCGCAGUGGCCUCAAGCACUGAUGGCAGCAUCAAUGCAGACUCUGUUGAUGGGACCCCUGACCCUCAACGUACAAAAGUGGCUAUCACACACCUGCAGCAGAAGAUCCUGAAGCUGACCGAGCAGAUCAAGAUCGAACAAACAGCCCGUGACGACAAUGUGGCAGAAUACCUGAAACUGGCCAACAAUGCAGACAAGCAGCAGACUGCCCGCAUAAAGCAGGUGUUUGAGAAGAAGAACCAAAAGUCAGCCCAGACCAUCUUGCAGCUGCAGAAGAAGCUAGAACAUUACCAUCGGAAGCUGCGAGAGAUUGAACAGAAUGGGAUCCCUCGGCAGACGAAGGAUGUUUUCAGGGAUAUGCACCAGGGCUUGAAAGAUGUUGGAGCAAAAGUCACUGGCUUUAGCGAGGGAGUAGUAGACAGUGUGAAAGGUGGGCUGUCCAGUUUCUCCCAAGCCACACAUUCAGCAGCAGGAGCUGUGGUUUCCAAACCCCGGGAGAUUGCCUCUCUCAUAAGGAACAAGUUUGGGAGCGCAGACAACAUUGCUAAUCUAAAAGACUCCUUAGAAGAAGGCCAGGAAGAUGGGGCAGGAGGCAAGGCUCUAGGCAUUAUUCAGAACUUUCAGUCGAGCCCAAAAUAUGGCAGUGAAGAGGAUUGCUCCAGUGCCACAUCGGGCUCAGUGGGAGCCAACAGCACAACAGGAGGCCCUGUGGGAGCCUCCAGCUCCAAAACAAACACUCUGGAUAUGCAGAGCUCAGGGUUUGAUGCAAUACUGCAUGAAAUUCAAGAAAUCCGAGAGACUCAGGCGAGGUUGGAAGAGUCAUUUGAGGACCUCAAGGUUCGCUACCAGAGGGAUUACUCCCUGAUAAUGCAGACUCUGCAGGAGGAGCGCUACAGAUGUGAGAGAUUGGAGGAGCAGCUGAAUGACCUGACUGAGCUCCACCAGAAUGAGAUCCUCAAUUUGAAACAGGAGCUGGCCAGCAUGGAGGAGAAGAUUGCCUACCAGUCCUACGAGCGAGCCCGGGACAUCCAGGAAGCCCUGGAGGCCUGCCAGACCCGCAUCUCCAAGAUGGAGCUGCAGCAGCAGCAGCAGCAGGUGGUGCAGCUGGAGGGGCUGGAGAACGCCACGGCCAGGAACCUGCUGGGGAAGUUCAUCAACAUCCUCCUGGCUGUCAUGGCUGUCCUCCUGGUCUUCGUCUCCACCGUGGCCAACUGUGUGGUGCCGCUGAUGAAGACUCGCAACAGGACGUUCAGCACUUUAUUCCUGGUAGUUUUCAUUGCCUUUCUGUGGAAGCACUGGGAUGCCCUUACCGGCUACUUGGAACGCUUCUUUUCCCCCCCCAGAUGA